Messenger RNA from Pseudoliparis swirei, 339 nucleotides. It is a transcript of the gene ripply2, whose product is annotated as ripply transcriptional repressor 2. The coding region runs from base 1 to 339 and encodes 112 amino acids. The transcript has 3 exons. Gene Ontology annotation, biological process: negative regulation of transcription by RNA polymerase II; embryonic pattern specification. Gene Ontology annotation, cellular component: nucleus. Lineage: Eukaryota; Metazoa; Chordata; Actinopteri; Perciformes; Liparidae. The record is from RefSeq and is a predicted model, not a curated record.
AUGGAGACAUAUAAUACCAACAGUGGAUUACCUUCCGCUUUUCCUGGAGACACUCGUUGGUGGAGACCAUGGAUUGGAUCAAAGCACACAACCGGGGCAAACAGGGGUCACUCCGAUGACGGAGACCUUUCCGCUGCCCAACAACACAAAACUCCUCAGGUCAUUCACCCAGUGAAGUUGUUCUGGCCCAAAUCGAGAUGUUUUGAUUAUCUGUACCAGGAUGCAGUAAUGCUCCUGCACAACUAUCCGGUGCAAGCGACCAUCUCCCUUUACGAAGACUCCAGCAGCGAUGAAGACAGCGACGAUGAAGAGGAGGAGAUGGAGAAAGAGCUGAACUGA